Molecule: messenger RNA, 1518 nt
Organism: Solanum verrucosum
Lineage: Eukaryota; Viridiplantae; Streptophyta; Magnoliopsida; Solanales; Solanaceae
Product: cytochrome P450 71AU50-like
Exons: 3
Coding region: 25-1518 (497 amino acids)
Molecular function (GO): monooxygenase activity; oxidoreductase activity, acting on paired donors, with incorporation or reduction of molecular oxygen; heme binding
Source: RefSeq, a predicted model, not a curated record
AAUAAUCAGGUAUUCAUUAACUGCAUGGCUUUGAUAUGGGCAAUGCUAGUGAUUAUUUUUAUUCUGUAUGCCUUUUACGAGCUGCUAAACAACAACCAGAAUGGGAAAAGGUAUCCUCCAGGUCCAAAAGGACUUCCCAUUAUUGGACAUCUUCACUUGUUAGGAAAAAAUCCACACCAAGAUUUCCUAAAACUAGCAAAAACACAUGGUCCCCUUAUGUAUGUUAGACUGGGACUAGUACCUACGAUCGUUGUUUCAUCUGCAGACACAGCCGAGAAGGUCCUCAAGACAUAUGAUCAUAUCUUUGCUAGCAGACCUCAUAAUGAGGCAGCUUAUUAUUUGGCAUAUGGACAGAGGAAUAUGAUAGCCGCAAAGUAUGGACCAUACUGGCGCAACAUGCGCAAAUUGUGCACUCAGCACCUUUUGAGUAACCAAAAGAUCAAUUCAUUUCAAUCCAUGAGAAGGCAACAAGUUGAGCUUAUGAUCAAAUCCCUUAAAAAUGAAGCUUGUGAUCAUCGCGUUGUUGUUGAUCUUAGUGCAAAGAUUUUGUCUUUGAGUGCUGACUUGACUUGCUUGAUGGUGUUUGGAAAGAAGUACAUGGAUGAAGAUUUGGACAAGAGGGGAUUCAAAGCUCUUGUUAACGAGGUUGAGCAUUUAGCAGCAACACCAAAUCUUGGAGAUUUUUUCCCCUUCCUUGGUGUAAUUGAUCUCCAGGGACUCACUCGCCGGCUUAAGGAUCUUUCAAAGGUGUUUGAUGAGUUUCUUGAGAAGAUUAUCGAUGAACAUGUCCAGUCUCGUGACCAGAAGCAAUCCAAAGACUUUGUUGACACCCUGUUGGACAUUAUGCAAUCACAAGAAGCAGAAUUUCAGUUUGACCGUAGACAUAUAAAAGCUAUCCUCUUCGAUAUGUUAAUUGCAGCAAUGGGCACUUCAGCAGCAGCUAUAGAAUGGAUACUAACGGAGCUUCUUCGACAUCCUCAUGUGAUGAAGAAACUCCAAAAAGAGUUGGAACAAGUGGUAGGCCUUGAAAGAAUGGUAAAAGAAUCAGACUUGGAGAAGUUGAACUACUUAGACAUGGUUGUAAAAGAGGGCAUGAGGCUGCAUUGUGUAGUUCCACUAAUGCCUCACGAGGCCAUGGAAGAUUGUGUAGUCAAUAGCUUCCACAUACAAAAAGGAUCCCGGAUCAUGAUUAACUUUUAUACUGUUCAAAGGGAUCCAAAUAUUUGGCCUGAGCCUGAAAAGUUUUUACCCGAGAGGUUUGUUGAGAGCAGUAUAGAUGUUCGUGGACAUGACUUCCAACUUUUACCAUUUGGCUCUGGCAGAAGAAGUUGCCCUGCAAUGCAGUUGGGGAUCAUCAUUGUCCAACUUAUAGUAGCACAACUGGUGCAUUGCUUUGAUUGGGAGCUUCCAAAUGGUAUGCAGCCUUGUGAUUUGGAUGUUGAGGAGCAAUUUGGGUUAGCAACAAGCAGAGAAAAUCCUUUAAUGGCUAUUCCUACUUAUAGACUAAAUAAUGCUUAA